AUGUAUGAUUUGUUGGUUGUUUUGCAAGUAGUGGAGGAAUCUAUUGUUUUCUCUUCUGGGGAAGACAUUCCACACCCUAUGGACUCCCUUUUUUAUAACUCUGCACAUAUUUGCAAACACAUGAUGCUUGAAGGUGAACAAAUUAAAGCUCCAUCAACCAUGAAACAAGAUGUUGCACAAGAUAACACAAACUCAUAUCCCAAGAAAUCAAUCCCACCCUACAUGAAGGCUAUCUCUGGCUCACUUGGAGGAAUUAUGGAGGCUUCUUGCCUACAACCAAUUGAUGUGAUCAAGACCAGAUUGCAGCUGGAUAGGUCAGGGAAUUACAAGGGAAUAUUGCACUGCGGUGCCACAAUUUCACAAACAGAAGGGGUACGGGCUUUGUGGAAAGGAUUGACACCUUUUGCUAUGCAUUUGACCUUGAAGUAUGCACUUCGAAUGGGUUCAAAUGCUGUACUCCAAUCAGCAUUUAAGGACCCUGAGACUGGCAAGCUUAGUGGUCAUGGGCGGUUCCUUUCUGGGUUUGGUGCUGGAGUGCUUGAGGCUAUUAUUAUUGUCACACCAUUUGAGGUUGUGAAGAUAAGAUUGCAGCAGCAGAGAGGUCUAAGUCCUGAGCUUUUGAAAUAUAAAGGUCCUGUUCACUGUGCUCGAAUGAUUAUUAGAGAAGAAGGCUUCCGUGGGCUUUGGGCCGGUGUUGCUCCUACUGUUAUGCGUAAUGGGACAAACCAAUCUGCCAUGUUUACUGCCAAAAAUGCUUUUGAUGUGCUUCUGUGGAAGAAGCAUGAAGGGGAUGGGAAAGUCCUCCAACCAUGGCAAUCUAUGAUUUCUGGAUUCCUUGCAGGCACAGCAGGUCCUAUUUGUACUGGUCCAUUUGAUGUAGUGAAAACAAGGUUGAUGGCUCAGAGCCGAGAAGGGGGUGAAGUGAAAUACAAGGGUAUGAUCCAUGCCAUUAGAACAAUAUAUGCCGAGGAAGGACUUCGUGCCCUAUGGAAAGGUCUGUUGCCUCGGCUCAUGAGGAUCCCACCUGGGCAGGCCAUUAUGUGGGCUGUGGCUGAUCAAGUAAUUGGUUUGUAUGAGAGGAGAUAUCUUCAAGUUUCAGCUUUGUAA
Sphenostylis stenocarpa is the source of this 1107-nucleotide messenger RNA. NCBI's taxonomy places the organism in Eukaryota, Viridiplantae, Streptophyta, Magnoliopsida, Fabales, Fabaceae. The record is from the annotation of a GenBank genome assembly.